Molecule: messenger RNA, 198 nt
Organism: Populus trichocarpa (black cottonwood)
Lineage: Eukaryota; Viridiplantae; Streptophyta; Magnoliopsida; Malpighiales; Salicaceae
Source: the annotation of a RefSeq genome assembly
UUGACUUUAUCCGUGUCAACAAACAAUUCGAAAUGCCUCGACUUUUUUAGAGCAGGUCCGAGUCAAAUAGCAAUGAUUCGAAGCACUUCUUUUUACACUAUUUCGGAAACCCAAGGACUCAAUCGUAUGGAUAUGGAAAAUACAGGAUUUCCAAUCCUAGCAGGAAAAGGAGGGAAACGGAUACUCAAUUUAAAGUGA